Molecule: messenger RNA, 2247 nt
Organism: Leucoraja erinaceus (little skate)
Lineage: Eukaryota; Metazoa; Chordata; Chondrichthyes; Rajiformes; Rajidae
Product: intracellular hyaluronan-binding protein 4-like
Exons: 8
Coding region: 156-1499 (447 amino acids)
Biological process (GO): positive regulation of RNA splicing; positive regulation of translational initiation
Cellular component (GO): cytoplasm; nucleus
Molecular function (GO): RNA binding
Source: RefSeq, a predicted model, not a curated record
GGAGGGAGGGAGGGAGGAGCUCCGGCAGCAAACAGCCGGUCGGGGGCUGCCCGGGCGCAGUUUGAUCCUUGAAUACAGCGGUGGAUCUUGCAGGGCAGCGGCGGGUCGGGUUGGGUCGGGUUGGGUUGGGUCAGGUCGGAGCCGGCCGCUCGGCUAUGAAAGGAGUGCCCCAAGCCUGCGCCGCCGCCGCCAUGCAGGAGACAUUCGGCUGCGCCGUCACUAAUCGCUUCAACCACCUGCUGGACGAUGAAUCCGACCCGUUCGACAUCCUGCGGGAAGCCGAGGAGAAGAAGCAGCGCAAGAAGAAGGAAGACGGCGGCGGCGGCCGGAGGAGCAGAGCCGGAGCUGCAGCCGGUGGGGGAGGAGGAGGAGGAGGAGGUGGUGGUGGUGGAGCCGCCAUCUCGUCGCCUUCCUCCGGCGGCCCGGCCUCGGCUCCUGGUGCCGGGGCCUCUGCCAGCGCCGCCAAAGCGGGCAGGAGGGAGUCGCAGAAGGCCCGGAAGAUCUCGUCCGGCGGCGAGGCCGGGUUCGGGCCCGCGGCUACUUCCACCGGCGCCGGCGGCAUCAGGCGCGGCGGCGGCGGCGGCGGCGAGACCGUGUCGGUGGGCGGCGGACAACGGAGAGAAGGACCAAGGAGAGGCCCAAAGCGGACAGAAAUCAGAGGACAGAAUGAAAACCAGGAUGUUGAGAGGAAAACGGAACGAUCAGAUCGGCGAGUUGUGUUCCGAGAACGUCGUCCUAAUGAAAUGGAAGGAGCUGCUGAAUUUUCAUUUGAAGUACCAACUGACAGGAUGGAUAGAGCUUCAAUGAGAGGGCGAGGUGGAAGAGGGCGUGGCCGUGGAAGAGGUGGAUUUCCAAGAAGUGUCAAUGGUUUUGAUCCAAGAGGAAGACGAGAGUUUGAAAGACACAGUGGAAAUGACAAAGUGGGAAUGAAACCAGAGAAUAAAAAGGGUGGAAGUGGAUCUCGAAACUGGGGAGCAAUCGGAGAUGAUCCGAGAGAGACUGAGGCUGCUCCAGCUGAAGAAAUGACUGAAAUGGAGGAACCCCAAGAAGUACAUGAAGGGGAUGCUGAAACCAAAGUGAAUGAAGGGGAUCAAGAAGCAACUGUAGAUGAUGGUCCCCAUGAAAUGACUCUGGAUGAAUGGAAAGCACUUCAAGAACAGACUCGCUCUAAGAAGGAAUUCAAUAUUCGUAAACCAGAUUCCAGUGUUUUGUCAAAGGCAGUUGUGAUCCAUAAAUCUAAAUAUGAAGGCGAUGAACUGAAGGAAGAAUCUGACGAUGAGGAUCACCAUUACUUUCGCAGAUCAGUAAAUGACAUCACCUCUAAGCUGGACAUUAACUUUGGCAGUCUUACACGCUCUGGCCGAGGACGGGGUGGUGCUAGAGGCCGUGGGAGAGGCAAGCGAAUAACUGAAACCAGGCCAGAGGUACCAGCUGCAGAAAUGAUACAGACCAGUGCUCCAAAUCCUGAUGAUCCAGAGGAUUUCCCAGCUCUUGCUUGAAGCAGUGUUGAUGUUUGGUAGCUGACAUCGGUUUGAAGAAAAUAGUUUUGGCACAUCAAGAUGAGAGGCGUUUUUGUUUCAGUUGUAACACUGACUACAAAAAGUGGUACUUUAGCUCACGAUUACUGAGUUGUUGGACUUUUCUGUUCACUACUGGGUGUGAAUAGAUCUUGUUUACUGUAUGUGAUAAAAGAUGGAUGGAAUGACUACUACUGAGUUUUCAGCACCUCCCUUUGUGCUUCAAUUGUGUAAUAUUGGCAAAUGUCUUAAACUGCUGAAGAGGUAUAUUUGAUGUUUAAAAAAAAAAUGCUAUAUAUUAAAAAACAUUGAAUGGUUUGCUUGAAUUGUAAUGGUUUCCUGAAAAAAGCACACGGGUAAGAGAAUGCAGCGUUUUUUUUCUGACAGAUGAUGCUACCAUUUGGUUAACUGUAAACUUUGAAUUAUUGCAGGCAUGUUACAGAAAUGGCCUACUUUGGUGCCUACCCAGUAGAAAUAGCUACAUUUGCAUCCUUUAAGCCAUUUUAAACACUGUGCACAUGUCCUUGAACUUAAAGUUGCUUAUUAGAUCACAUUUAAAACAAAACCAAAAAAAGCUUUGAUUUUUAUUUAUCCCUAGUGUCAGUUCUUCGAAGCUAAGUGUUAAAUUUGUGAAGUUUGACUAACUUAUGUAAAGGGGAAGAUCGCAUAAUUUGCCUUUUUGGUAAAUGGUUGUGAAAAUUUGAUGGAUUAAAUGCAGAUUUGUUGAAAA